Brettanomyces nanus is the source of this 2694-nucleotide messenger RNA. RefSeq lists its product as uncharacterized. The transcript has a single exon. Gene Ontology annotation, cellular component: small-subunit processome; nucleolus. Lineage: Eukaryota; Fungi; Ascomycota; Pichiomycetes; Pichiales; Pichiaceae. Gene Ontology annotation, biological process: rRNA processing. The coding region runs from base 1 to 2694 and encodes 897 amino acids. The record is from RefSeq and is a predicted model, not a curated record.
AUGUCAUAUCAACGUUCAAGUUUCCAUAGACGCCCAAAGUGGGAUUCUCAAAAGCGUAUUCUUAACGCGUAUGAACAUGCCAUUAAAGCCAACGAUAAGGCAGAAACUAAUGGUCAUAGCAGCGAACAGGAAUCUGAAGAAGAAGAAGAAGAAGAAGGAAAAUAUGGUGAUACCGUUAUUGAUGCCAGAGCACUUUUAAAGGGAGAAGAGGUUGAAGGAAUUGAUGACAAUGAUUUUGAAGACGAAGAGUUGGAUUCGGAUGAAGCUUUCGGGUCUUCAGACCAGUCUGAUGAGGAAGAUUUAAACCAUAAGAAGUUUGGAGAUGAUUUGGAUGAUGAUUUCAACUUGAAAUAUGAUGGUAUUGACCCCACGCAAUUAAUGCCUUUAUCUGCGAUUUGGGAUUUGGAUGAAAAAGAAGUUACUAAAGAUAAGGUUCAAAAAGUGGUUGAAAGGAGAAAGAAGAAUAAUAAUAGUGAUAUCAUCUUAGACGAUAAUCUCAGUGAUAGCGAUGAAGACGAAGAAGGAGGGUACAAUGAGACAUCUUCUUCUGAAAAUGGAGAUGAUGAUGAUGAGGAUGAGGAUCCUUUUGAUGAAAUAGACGAAGAAGAUGUUGAAGAGGAGGAGGGUGCAGGUAAGUUGACCAAUGUUAUGACUGCCUUGAAGAAAGGAUUACCCAAAGAAAAGAAAGAGGUUACCAGUUUGGUGAAUGAUAACAUGCAAGAAAAUUCUUACAGUUUACCGACUCAAGGCAAAGAACUUAGUUUUGCAGAUAUGAUGGUUGGAGUUGAUAAUAUGAGUAAAGAUCAGCAGCCUGCACUAUUGUUAAAGGAUCGAGGUGAAGAUGUUAAGAAUAAUAAAGGAUUUGCCGUUCCCUUGCCUCAAAGUAUACAAAAAAGACAGGAAAGAAAGGCAGCUUAUGAAAUUCAGAAAGAAGAAGUUGCGAAAUGGGAGGAUACCAUUGAAAGUAAUAGACAGGCUGAAGUUUUGAAGUUUGGACGAGAUAAAAUAGAGCAUUCUGUGCGGUCUUCAUUUGAGCCUACGGAAAGGCCUUUGAAUGAGAUUGAAGAGAAAAUAGAUGCUGUCCUAGAAACAUCCAAUGUGGAAAGUAAAAAGACUGAAGAUAUGUUUGAGCAAAUUGAAACCGCCAAGAUGACUAAAAACGAUAUUUUUAAACGGACGAAAGAGUUGAGGCUAAUGAGAGAGUUAAUGUACAGAGGACAACGAGAUUCGAAGAGGUUGAAGAAAAUUAAAUCCAAAGCUUACAGGAGAAUUCUGAGAAAGGAAAAAAUGAAGAAUCAGAGACUUGUUGAGGAGGCAGAGGGUGAAAGUGGAGAAGAUGUUGAAGAGGCUGCAUAUGAGCGUGCUAAGGAAAGGAUGACUUUGAAGCAUAAGAACACUUCUGCCUGGGCCAAGAAUAUGAUCAAAAGUGGAAUGUCCAAAGAUGCUGAUACUCGAGAAGAGAUGGAGGAGAUGUUGAGAAAAGGAGAAAGCUUAAAGAAAAAGCAACUUGGUAAAAAAGACGUUGAAUCCAGCGAUGAAGAUGAUGAAAGAGAGAUAUCUGAUAUUGAAAAGGAGGUUGGAAUUGAGGGGACAGACAAUGCAUCAAAGGAGAAAUUGGGUAAAGGUGUUUUGGCCAUGGAUUUCAUGAGGAAUGCUGACAAAAAAGAGAGAGAACGUACUUUAGAGGAGAUCAGCGAGCUUAGAAACCUGGAAGAGGGGGGAGAUGAUUCGGACGAAAAGCAGUUGUUGCGUCAGCUAGAGAACUCAGUGAACAUUAACUCAAAUUCUGGAAGAAGAGUGUAUACACCUUCCGCAGCAUUAGCUGCUGAAGGAAUCAAUGAACAACGAAAAGAAAUUUUGAGAGAGGUCGAAGAAGAUAAUUCUCGGGAUUUGGAGCAUCGAUUGAAGAUGAAAGGGAGGAAACAUAAGAAAAUAUCUAGGAAAGAAGAUGAUGAGGAGGUGAAUCCAUGGCUCGAGGAUACCGAAGAGAAGACGCGCAAAUCAUCUAAAGUUCAUGUCACUGAUGGGCAGUCUUCUAGAUUAGAGAAAUCUGCAGCUAAGAUAGCCAAGAAGGCUAAGAAGGCUAAGAAAAGGUCGAGAAGGGACUCUGAAAACGAGGAGGAUGUUGUUAUUGAAGACAAGCAAACCUUAAAUAUUGGUGGUGGCUUAGAAGAUGAGUUUGAAGGUGAGGGAGAUAAGGAAGAAGAUAUCAGAGUUUUCAAGCAGAAAGACCUGAUCAGAGAAGCCUUUGCAGGAGAUGAUGUCAUUGAGAAGGAAUUUGAAAAUGAAAAGAAAGAAAUUGAAGAACUGGAAGGAGAUAAGGAGGAAGUUGAGGAAGAAUUACCAGGCUGGGGAUCAUGGUGUGGUGGAGAUGAAUCCGAAAAUAAGAAACGAAAGAAGAAUAAGAAGAGAAGAAUCUUUAGAACGGUGCAAGGUGUGGUACCAAAAGAUCGGAGGUUAGACAAGGGUAAGAAGAAUGUGAUUGUCAAUGAGAGGGUUAAUAAAAAGAAUGUCAGGUAUUUGGCAGACAAGGUUCCUUAUCCAUUCAAGACAUGGGCUCAAUACGAGAAAACAUUGCGGACUCCUAUUGGCCAAGAUUGGAACUCCAGAGACUCUUUCCAGAAGAUGACAAUGCCAAAGGUUUUAUCUAAGUACGGAGAUGUGAUUGAUCCCAUGAAGGCCCCAUUCAAUUGA